Messenger RNA from Manis javanica (Malayan pangolin), 1209 nucleotides. The record is from RefSeq and is a predicted model, not a curated record. NCBI's taxonomy places the organism in Eukaryota, Metazoa, Chordata, Mammalia, Pholidota, Manidae.
AUGAAGACGUUUCUGAUGAUGUAUAUAAGGAGCAACCUAAACUGUGCUGAGCCAUUGUUUGAGAUGAAUAACUCACUUAAGGUUAAUUUCAACACAAACAGGAAAACAGUCUGGCUUUUUCAUGGAUACAGACCAAUGGGCUCCACUCCAUCAUGGCUUCAGAACUUUCUGAGGAUUCUGUUGAAUCAUGAUGAUAUGAAUAUAAUUAUAGUAGACUGGAACUGGGGUGCUACAACUUUUUUUUACAAUAGAGCAGUUAAGAACACCAGAAAGGUUGCUGUGAGUUUGAGUAGGUACAUUCAGAACCUCUUGAUAAGUGGAAUUUUAUCAUAUAAGCAUGGGGCAUCCCUUGAUAGUUUUCAUUUCAUAGGUGUGAUCUUAGGGGCUCAUAUUAGUGGAUUUGUUGGAAAGAUAUUUCAAGGUCAACUUGGAAGAAUAACAGGUCUUGACCCUGCUGGGCCAAAAUUCUCUGGAAAACCAUCAAAUGGCAGAUUAGAUUACGCUGAUGCAAAGUUUGUAGAUGUCAUCCAUUCUGAUAACAAUGGUUUAGACAUUAAAGAACCCUUGGGACGUAUAGAUUUUUAUCCAAAUGGAGGGAAAAAGCAACCUGGCUGUCCUAAAUCAAUGUUUUCAGAUUAUAAAAUUGGUUCAUAUGUGGAUUGUGACGACUUUAAGAAAAUAUCUUGUCCUCGGCUAGGUUAUCAAGCUGAGCUAUGGAGAGAUGUUUUAAAAGAAAGAAUAGAAAGAAAAUCUCUUAGGACCACUGUGUUUUUGGAUACUACUGGUACAAAUCCAUUCUGUACCUAUUAUUUUGUUCUUAGUAUAAUUGCUCUGAAUAAAACUAUGGAGAAUGGCUAUAUUACAUUUAAAUUAUUGAAUCAGCUUGGAAUGACUGAGUUGCCAAGGCUCUAUGAGAAGAACAAAGCAUUUUAUAAAUUUCAAGAAGUCAAGAUUCUUGCCCAAUUUUUAAAUGAUGUAAAUAUUUCAAGCAUUGCUUUGGCAUAUUUUCAGAGCUCAAAUCAGCAAUGUUCCACAUGCAAAUACCGCAUCCGGUGUCUCAUGUUAAAAUCACUUACGUAUCCAGAAAGGUGCCAAACAUAUGGUGAAGAUGACUCCAUGAUUCCAGCCACUUGGGCCUUUCCAGUUGAGGAGGACUCAGAUCUUGUGGCCAGAGACAAGUCUUCCUCUCGUCUCUGUUCUCACUCCUGA